Molecule: messenger RNA, 1008 nt
Organism: Hemibagrus wyckioides
Lineage: Eukaryota; Metazoa; Chordata; Actinopteri; Siluriformes; Bagridae
Product: cornifelin homolog B-like
Exons: 3
Coding region: 94-543 (149 amino acids)
Source: RefSeq, a predicted model, not a curated record
AGAAGGUUCUACUAGAAAGGUAUGUUGUAUAUUGUAGCAUAAAGUGAGGACAUUUGAAGCUGAAUAUCUGUGCUUCUAGGACUAGACUUGAACAUGGAAAGACUCCCUGUAGAGCUGACAGUGGUACGGUCUCAGCCUGGUCCAGUUUCUGAUGGUCAGUGGAGCACAGGACUAUGUGAAUGUUAUGGGGACAUGAGCGACUGUUGCUUUGCUCUCUGGUGUUUGCCUGUGUUUGCAUGUAAGACAAGCAGAGCUGCAGGAGGAUGUGUGUGUUUGCCUCUGCUGGACUGCGUGAGCUGUGUGCCUCCAGCGUCCCUCGCUAUGCGUGCUGCAGUAAGAGAACGCUAUGGCAUAGAGGGCAGUGUCUAUAGCGAUUGUUUCUAUGGCUGCUGUUGUUAUCCUCUGUCCUGGUGUCAGAUUUCUCGAGAGAUUAAGAGAAGAGCAGCUGCCCUGUCCAAUGCCCAGACUUCAUCAUAUUCUUCUUCCUCAUCUAAAAGAUGGCAUGUGCCACUCUUCCAUCUGUCUAACGCUCACCUUGUAUAGAAGUCAAUGGCUCUUGGAUGUUUAUUGAUCGUAGCAGAGAUUAGGAACCCAGUGAAUGGACGGUCUGUUACUGUAUAUCUGGUCUGUCCAGUUCACCUGAGUAGAAAAAGUGUCACACUAAAGUAAACACAAAUUUUGGGGGGGAUUUGUCAGAGUCCAAAAAUUUGCACAAUUUAUCCUUGAGAAAACUAGUUGUGAACUUUUCCCUACUGAAUUUCAAAGAAUGCUGUCUUUCUGUAUAUGCCAAAGUCCUGACUGUGCCAUGUUAACCUUUGGUGUUUUACACAUUUAUGUAUUUUUUCCAUCUUAUUAUAUAUAUAUUCUUUUUUUUUUUACUUCUGUUCCAUUUACAUUUUCUUUGUAUCUGUUGUGUAACUGUUGUUUCUGUAUGAAUACUUCAGCAGAUUUGUUUGUUAUGGUAAAAUCAAUUGUAAGAACAUGACUUGAAGACUAUUAAAAAAGUCU